CAGACCACAUCAGGCAUUCGGCGGAAGCGGAACACCCUGAAGGUGUUUGAAUCUAAAGUCAUGGCUUUCGUAAAGCAAGCUCUGGUGUCACAUAAGAAGGUCCUUUCUGAAAACCACAAAGAAUUGUUUGAGGAAGACAAGCAGGAGGACAUGCUUGAUGAUCAGCCGGUCGAGAUUGAUGAUGAAACAAGUGAAGCAGCUCUGAAGAUUGCUCUCCAUAUCUUGAGGGCCAUGAAGGCGGAUGAACAUGCUCACACACUUGAGCAAAAUGGGGACUUUGGAGAAGUCAACAUUGAACAUGAAGUGAGACAAAUUGAGACAGCCUUUAACAGACGUCAGAAUUUUUCUGAAACUCUGAUCAAGUGUGAAGACAUCUUCAAGGCCAAACCCAACCAAUCAGCCAAACCAAUCCGAACGGUGCUCACGAAGGGGAUAGCAGGCAUCGGCAAAACUGUGAUGGCACAGAAGUUCAUGCUGGACUGGUCGGAGGAUAAGGCCAAUCAAGACAUCCAGCUCCUGUUUUCACUUCCUUUAAGGGAACUAAAUUUUCUCAAAAAUGAAACAAGAAGUUUGAUGGAGCUCCUGUAUGACUUCUCUCCAGGCCUGAAGGAAUCUGGAAUCAAAGACCUACAUGUGUACAAAGUUAUGUUCCUACUGGAUGGUCUCGAUGAGUGCAGACUCCCUCUGGAUUUCAACGGAAAUGAGAGAUGUUGUAAAGCUACACAGUCUGCCUCCGUGGAUAUGCUGCUGACAAACCUCAUUGCAGGUCACCUGCUACCAAAAGCUAAACUUUGGAUAACUACUCGUCCUGCUGCCGCAAACCGCCUCCCUUCCCAUUAUGUCGACCGGGUGACUGAGAUACGAGGCUUCAACAACCUACAGAAGGAGCAGUACUUCAACAAGAAAAUCGAUGAUGAAAACUUAGCCAGGAGAGUUAUCGCAAACAUAAAGUCGACUAGAAGUCUCUACAUCAUGUGCCACGUGCCGGUGUUUUGCUGGAUUUCCUCUAUCGUCCUUGGAAAAAUGUGUGCCAAAGCAGGCGGAGGGAAAAUGCCAAAGACUUUGACUCAGAUGUACAUCCACUUUCUGGCACAUCAGACUGUACAGAUUCAUGUCAAGUACGGCAAAGAGCAACAACUGGACUCCCAAGGUAAUAACAAGGUGAUUAUGGCACUUGGGAAGUUGGCCUUCCAGCAGCUGGAGAAAGGCAACCUGAUCUUCUAUGAGGGUGAUCUAAGAGACUGUGGUAUUGAUGUCAAAGACGCGUCUGUCUACUCAGGAGUGUGCACUCAAGUCUUUAGGGAAGAGUCCUGGAUGCAGCAUAAAGUCUUCUGCUUUGUGCAUCUGUCUGUCCAAGAGUUUCUUGCAGCUUUGUAUGUCCAUGUGAUGUACAAGGCCUAUGGAGUAAACCUGAUGACCGAAGAACCUGAACAGGUAGACCACGCCAAGUCUGUAUCCGAACUGCACAAAGCUGCAGUGGACAGAGCCUUAAAAAGUGACAACGGCCACCUGGAUCUCUUCCUGCGUUUCCUUCUCGGACUUUCUCUGGAAUCCAGUCAGGGUCUGCUCAGAGGCCUGAACAUUAAGGUAGAAACCUGUGACUCCCAAAGUCAUGAGGAAACCAUCAAGUACAUCAAGGAGAAAAUAAAUCAGACUCAUCAGUCCGAGAGGUACAUCAAUCUCUUCCACUGUCUGAAUGAGUUAAAUGAACACGCUCUGGUGGAGGAGAUCCAGAGCCACUUGGACUCAGACCAAGACUUGGCAAUGAACGAGUGCUCUGCAGCUCGGUGGGCGGCUCUAGUCUUUGCGUUGCUGACCUCACCAGAGAAACCAGAGGAGAUCCACCUCAAGAAAUACUCCAGAACAGAAGACGGCCUUUUCAGGCUCCUACCAGCCAUCAAAGCAUCCAGAUCAGCAAAGUUGAAUGAUUGUAAUCUAACUGCAGACUGCUGUCAGAAGCUGUCAGAAGCUUUCAGCUCAAGCUCUAAUGAGCUGAUUCACUUAAACAUAAGUGACAACAACUUACAAGACUCAGGAAUCGAGUCUCUCUGCGCUGGGCUCCAAAGCCCACACUGCAGACUGAAGACGCUGAGGCUGAACCGAUGCGGCCUGACUCAGGGAUGCUGUGAAAAGCUGGCUUCAGUCCUGAGCUGUCCAUCAUCACAUCUCCGAGAGCUGGACCUGAGUGACAACGACAUUGAAGAUUCAGGGGUGCAGCAGCUCUCCACUGGACUGGGAAAUGUGGUCUGUAAACUGGAAACCCUCAGGUUGUCGUUCUGUAACAUCACAGAGAAAGGUUGUGGUUUCUUGGCCUCGGCAGUGAAGUCCAACCCCUCCCACCUGAGUGAGCUGGACCUGAGCUACAAUCACUUAGGAGAGUCGGGAGUGAAGCUCAUCUCUGAAGCUUUGGAGGAAGGACGGAGCGAAUUAACUAAACUCAGAGUCGACCACAACGCAGAACACUGGUUCAAACCAGGGCUGAGACGAUAUGCCUGUGAACUGACACUGGAUCCUAACUCCGCUCACAAAGUCCUCGCCUUCUCUGAAGACGGACGAAAGGUUAGCCAGGUCCGAGAGGAGCAGCCAUAUCCAGAUCACCCUGACAGGUUUGACUACUGGCCAGAAGUCCUAUUCCUGGAGGGCCUAAAGGGCUGCCGAUACUGGGAGGUGGAGUGGGAGGGGAAAUGGUUCGGGAUCGGAGUGACCUACAGGGGCAUCAGUCGCAAAGGGUCGGGCAACGACUGCGUGAUGGGUUACAAUGGGAUAUCUUGGAGUCUGCACUGUUCCGGAAAAGGCUACCGGGCGUAUCAUAACUUCGAGAGCACUGUCGUUCCAGUCCCUCUGAAUGAUAACUCCGGUGGACUGGCCGUGUAUCUGGACUGGGAGGCUGGCAUCCUGUCCUUCUACAGAGUUUCUUCAAGAGGGUCGCUGACACACCUGCACACCUUCAACACCAAAUUCACUGAGCCGCUCUACCCAAUUUUCAGGGUGUGGGGUGAAGGCUCCUCAGUGAGGCUGAGUCGGGUGGAAUAAGUUGACA
Perca flavescens (yellow perch) is the source of this 3040-nucleotide messenger RNA. RefSeq names its product NACHT, LRR and PYD domains-containing protein 3-like. The record is from RefSeq and is a predicted model, not a curated record. Gene Ontology annotation, molecular function: protein binding. The transcript has 8 exons. NCBI's taxonomy places the organism in Eukaryota, Metazoa, Chordata, Actinopteri, Perciformes, Percidae. Bases 61 to 3033 code for a protein of 990 amino acids.